GGCAGCCAUCUUGGUCAACACCCACCCUGCGUGCAUCGCUAGCCAAUCCAAUUAACCGUAGCGGAGGGAGCCAUACAUGUGUGUGCAUACUCAGUGUGUGUGUCAGUGUGCUGAGCAGAGACAGGGCUGUGUGAUUCCAGUAGCGCCGCUGAGGAGCCCAGCGAACAGCGCCCAAAUCCGUGUUGGCCCAUUCUGUGCUGAGACACGACAGAGCAAGAGAGGGAGAGAGGCAGGGCAAGCCCUUUAUUUCACACGCGGGGGUUUCUACUUGCUCAUUCACCAGAGGAGAACAGCCACAGCAGCAGCAGCACCACCAUCACCCGUGAGCACACCAGUAGGCGCAGCAGUGGAAGACAAGGAGAAGAGGGGGGAGGUGCAGACAGCACAAGCCGAAUCCGAAGAAGAAUAGCAUCCCUAUCUGAGUCCUGCUGUUUGCCUGUUUUUUUUCUCCUCCUCCUCCUCCAUCCAUUCCCCGUGUUGCUCUUUGUUUUCCUCUCGUGUUUUUUUCCCUCCGCUCUGCUGAUUCACUGGUGCUGUUGGAGACGACAGGCAGAGCGUAAAGAAUUCUCCUCUCCUUCCUCCUUCCCCCCUCCUCCUCCUCCUCCUCGUCUUACUCUUCUUUAUUUUCUGCUAUUCUCUCUGGAUUUUUUUCCCACUUGUUUUUUUGGAGAGGUGCCUGGCUUGGUUUGGGUGAGCAAGCGAGGAGGGGACCUUUUCCUGGAAUCCGUGGCGGCGGUGGCGUUGUUGUUGUUAUAGUAGCAUCAGCUGAGUCAUCAUCAUGUCCGACCUGACGCCUCAGAGCGACGCCCCAACCCCCACCACCGACAAGAUCACGCAGGCCGCCCGCGAGACCAUUUACCUCUGCAACUUCCGCGUGUCCGUGGACGGAGAAUGGCUGUGUCUGCGCGAACUCAACGACAUCUCCCUCACGCCCGACCCCGAGCCGGCCCACGAAGACUCAUGGGAGGAUUUCACAGAUUUGGUGGAACAAAUGCGCUUGCUUGAUGAGUUUAAAGAUCCCAAGGACCCUAUCGCCAUCGAGAGGCUCAACCUGAUGAACAUGGCUAAGCUGAGCAUCAAGGGCCUGAUUGAGUCGGCGUUAAACCUGGGUCGGACGUUGGACUCCGACUACGCCCCGCUCCAGCAGUUCUUUGUGGUGAUGGAGCACUGCCUCAAACAUGGACUUAAAAGUAAGAAGACCUUCCUGGGACAGAACAAGUCAUUUUGGGGUCCGCUGGAGCUGGUGGAGAAGCUGACACCUGAAGCUGGAGAAAUCACAGCCAGCGUGAAAGACCUGCCUGGACUCAAGACCCCGCUGGGCAGAGGGCGCGCUUGGCUAAGGCUGGCCCUCAUGCAGAAGAAGCUGUCCGACUACAUGAAGACCAUCAUCAACAGGAAGGACCUGCUAAGUGAGUUCUAUGAGGCCAAUGCUCUGAUGAUGGAGGAGGAAGGAGCAGUGAUCGCUGGGCUGCUGGUGGGCUUGAACGUGAUCGACGCCAACCUCUGCAUGAAGGGAGAAGAUCUGGACUCACAGGUGGGGGUUAUAGAUUUCUCAAUGUAUCUGAAGGAUGGCGGCCACAGUAGCAAGAGCACAGAAGGUGAUGGACAAAUAACAGCCAUUCUAGACCAGAAGAAUUAUGUGGAGGAGCUGAACAGACAUCUAAGUGCGUCAGUCAACAACCUCCAGGCCAAAGUAGACGCCUUGGAGAAGUCCAACUCCAAACUCACAGAAGAGUUGGCGGUAGCAAAUAAUCGUGUGAUCACCUUACAAGAGGAAGUGGAGCGGAUCAAGAUCGAGGGCUUCUAUCCUGCAGACAAGGUCCCCAGAGCGGAUGGCAGUGCAGAGGGCCAGGUGCUGGGGGAAGCUCGCAAGCAGCUCAAGGAGGAAACCCAACUAAGACUGGAUGUGGAGCGGGAGCUAGAGGUGCAGAUCGGCAUGAAGCAGGAGAUGGAGCUGUCCAUGAAGAUGCUGGAGAAGGACAUCUGCGAGAAGCACGACGCCCUGGUGGAGCUGCGCCAGCAGCUGGAUGACCUGCGGACGCUCAACCACGAGCUGCAGCACAAGUCGCAGAGUGCAGAGUCCGGCUCCAAACAGAAGACCGAGAUCAUCAGUCGCCUGGAGGAGAAGACCAACCAGAUGGCCGGCACCAUCAAACAGCUGGAGACCAGUGAGAAAGACAUGGCGAAGCAGGCCAGGAGUCUUAGCUCCAACGCAGGGAAACUGCUCCAAAAGCCCCAAUAGGCCUCCCCCGAGUCGCCCGUUGCAUAUACGAAACAAGAUCUGACCUUCCGUUUUGAUAUUUUCAUUUCCAGUCUUGCACAAUAUACCGUAGAACCAACUAGGUAGUUUUUUCUUUCAUUUUCAAGAUAUAACAAACAAGAAAACAAUCUGUCGCGGUUCCUUUUUCUUUUACAAAUGGACUCCAAUGUACAUUCUCCUCUGCGGACUAGUCUGUCCAGCUGCAUCUGCUUUUAUUAUUGUAAUCUGAACGGGCUCCUGUAGUCUCUGCACUGCUGUUUCUCUGAGAUUGAGCAGAGCACUUAGCGUAGCGGUGAUUGCGCUUCAUCCGUGCAACAGCAUGGCUGCAGACCAGGCGUCUAGGCCCGGUUUCUGUUGGUCCAGGGGCGAGCGAGGCUACAGUGAACAGUUGGAGGUUCAUGUAUUUGAAAUAAUGGCAUUGAAUACCAAAUGUGUAAUCCCCUGCUCUCUCUCUCCCCAUUCAUACAAAGCGCCCGCUAACAAAAGGUGUUGUGAGAUAAGCUUUGAGUUUUUUUUUUUAUAUAUUUUUUUUUCCAUAUAUAUCCUGUUCAGCAUUGGGCUUGUUUUUGUUUUACCUAAUCCUGUUUCAGCUGGCGAAUGAACGAUUUUGAAUUGGCUCUGCAGAGAUUCAACCUUAAUUGGUCGAUCGGUGUCGUCGGAAUUUCAGAUCAUAUUUCUCCAUAGGCUCCAAUACACAGUUUGUGCUGCUGCUGGACAUCAUGUUAGCGCUUGCCUUUAUGAUUUCAGACUACAGUACCCAUCAUUCCAAGUGAAGUGAAGUGAACCUGAAGAAGGUGCUAUUGAGCCGCUAGUUGGAGCGCUGCCGUGUUUGGUUUAGGUGUGGAGUGCGGCAGACCUAGCGCGUCCCAGAGCUAAGCGUGUUACUUGAUUGACGAUAAUGAAAUUACAUACUCAGGAGGAAAUUGAGGUUGUGGCGACCUAUUUUGGUUGAGAAUCAUGUGCCUGAAAUCACCUCAUCUGUACAUGAAGUGUUAAGACCUGCAGACAGAUGUUGAUGGAGAGAGAGAAAGAUGGAAUUUGAGAGAGAAAAGUGAAAGAGUCAGAGAGAAAGCGAGAGAUGGGGAGAACAGAAGAGAGGGGAAGGAGAGAAGAGAGGGAAGCAGAAACCGAGGAUGACUCACGAGCCACAGAGCUGCAGGACGUGUCCAGAACUGUCCAAUUAAAAAAAGAAAAGGCUUUAUGGUUUCUAUGAAAGUCAAAGAGUUUGGAUGGAGUUGCUUGCAACAUAUAGGAACCAUUAAACUUUUAUGUGGACUAAACAUAGAUGUAAAACUGUAGUUUCAAAAAACAAAAGAAUAGCAUAAUAAAACAAAUAAAUCAAAA
Molecule: messenger RNA, 3604 nt
Organism: Alosa sapidissima (American shad)
Lineage: Eukaryota; Metazoa; Chordata; Actinopteri; Clupeiformes; Clupeidae
Gene: rufy3
Product: RUN and FYVE domain containing 3
Exons: 14
Coding region: 779-2242 (487 amino acids)
Biological process (GO): regulation of axonogenesis
Cellular component (GO): cytoplasm
Molecular function (GO): metal ion binding
Source: RefSeq, a predicted model, not a curated record